Molecule: messenger RNA, 1830 nt
Organism: Alternaria viburni
Lineage: Eukaryota; Fungi; Ascomycota; Dothideomycetes; Pleosporales; Pleosporaceae
Exons: 1
Coding region: 1-1830 (609 amino acids)
Biological process (GO): cell redox homeostasis
Cellular component (GO): cytosol; mitochondrion
Source: RefSeq, a predicted model, not a curated record
AUGCUUGUUGUGGGUGGUCAGGACAGCGCCAAUCACUACAUUGAACAAAUCAGCGUAUUCAACCUCCGGAGUCUGAAGUGGACGGAAACGAGCACAUUGGGCAGAAGUUGUGGCGCAUACCGAAGCGUAGUCGCGCCCCUCACUAGCAUUGACCCGAACGAUAUUGGUGGAGGAACACGACAGGGCAGUGAGGCAAGAACACCGGAGGAACGGAGUCCGAACAAGACUGGCGAGUCAUCGAUGCUCAUUUAUUCAAACUACAAUUUCCUGGACGUCAAGCUCGAACUACAAGUGCGGCACCCCGAUGGUACGCUUUCCGAGAAGCCAAUGCACGGCAACUUCUCGCCGCCAGGUCUCCGUUUCCCGAACGGUGGUGUUAUCAACAACCACUUUGUAGUUAGCGGCACAUUUCUGACAUCGUCGAAACAAGAAUAUGCGCUUUGGGCUCUUGAUUUGCGAACGCUUAGUUGGGGACGAAUCGAAGCCGGCGGCAACAUCUUCAGCCAGGGAAGCUGGAACAGAGGUGUGCUCUGGAACCGUCGGAAUUGUUUCGUCAUUCUCGGCAACCGUAAGAGGAGCUUGGUCGAAGACUAUAAUCAUCGGCGCAUCAAUUUCUCGAACAUGUGCGUUGUUGAGCUAGAAGCAUUCGGGCUCUAUGACAACCCACGCAAGGUGACGCCUGCGUCAGGGUUCAACUCUGUCAGCGCACCGCCACAGCAUGAUAGACUUGAUAUGCUUGCUGGUGGCCGCACACUGCUACCCGCAGCGACCGAGCUAGGUCAAAUGGCGUUGGGUAUGAAGGAACUUGCCGAUAUGGAUUUCCUCGCUUUACAUGGCGAGCGCAUACCCGUUAAUUCCCACAUCAUUGCUCGACGCUGGGGUCCUUAUUUCAACCAAUUACUCCGCGAGAGUGCUCAAAGCGCGGAGAAAGAAAACGCUGAGGCGGCGACUCUACGGCCCACUGCCACAAUGCAUCCCUCGAGGAACUCAAGCAUAACUAUUACACCUUCUAUCCGAACGAACUACUCAACAGCCACAACGCUUACCGCCAACACUAUAACACCAUCAGAGGCUACAGCUGUAUCAGCGAACUCAUACUCCUCAUUAAGCCCACCAGAACCUUCAUCACACUCACCAUCACAACGGCCUCGAACAUUAUUCCUACCUCACACUCAUCUCACACUUCAAGCGCUUAUACAUUUCUUAUACACAUCAUCACUACCACCACAUAACUCCGCCUUGUGCUCACCGCAGAUUCUCUGCUCUCUUCUUCAAUUAGCGCGACCGUACCAUAUCGAUGGUCUGUUGGAAGCGAUUAUCGAACGACUUCACGUCCUAUUGGAUAACAGAAAUACCGCGGCCAUCUUCAAUGCUGCGGCCAUGGCGGCUGGCGGUGGCUCCGGUAUUGCUUUCAAGGGCGUCAACGGUGUAUCAGGCACGAACGGGACCACAAAUGGCUUCUCCAACUCAGUUUCGAGCAAUAACAGCACAGUCGCGGACGUCGAACGAAGUCUGGAUGCCGGUCUGCGCGCACUCCGCGUCAACACCGACGUAGAUCGAAAUCACGACGAUGAGGUCAGUUCAGCGGCGUCUGAAUCUACGUCGGCCUCGGCCUCCGACAGCGGUUUCGGGGAUGGAAGUGGCAUCGAAGACAGAGAAACCUGGAAUGGUGAAAUGAGCGCAGUGGUUGGGCUCCAAAAGCGAGGUCUGCGGGGCCUGAUGGAGGGUCGCAGAAUCAGGGAAAUGGGGAGAGGAAGAGAUAGAAGCAGGGACGAUGGUGGUUCCAUAGGCAAUGGCGAUGGGGUAGGCCUUGGCCUACAAGGCGCUUGA